AUGUUUAUAUUUAUAGUAUUUGUUGUACUUACUAUUGCAACCCAAACAAAUAAAUAUUUAAAAAGUGAAACUGUAUCAACACUAGAAGAUGCAAAACUACCAAUACCAAAAGUUGAAGAAUCACCAUCAGCACCAGGAAAAGUUAUAACACCAUCAGGAGGAGAAACAAACACUAUAACACCAGGAGCACCAGCAACCGUAUCAACAUCAACAGAAUCAUCCCACUCACAAAAAGGAGUAGAAACAACAAAAGGACCAUCACCGCAAGCAGAUUCAACACAUACUGGAGGAGAAUCAGCACAAGCAUCACCAGUGAAAGACACACCACCAGAACCAGAAAAAUCAAAAGAACAAACACGUGACGGGGCAAGCUCAUCACAAACACAAACGUCACAACCAGGUUCAACAGGAGAAUCAACCCAACCAUUACCAACAGGUGCACAACAACCAAGUGUACCACAAACACAAAACACUGUACCAAAUCAAUCAGGUUCAUCACAAUCAACAGAUACAGCAUCAACACAGAAAACAAAUGAACCAACACAACCAAAAAAUACAGAGUCAAAUUCAGCACCACAACCACAAUCAAAAGAUGAAGUACACAAACCUACAGGGUCAUCUGAAUCAACAACAGACUCUGCUCCAAAUACAACACCAGGAAAAGAAAAGUCUCCAUCAGGAGAAUCAGUGCCAAAUUCACAAACAACCCCAUCUUCAGGGACGUCAGGACAAACAAAUACAGUACCAAAUCAAGCAGAAACAUCACCAUCAUCAGACACAACUACAUCACAAAACAAACCACAAACAUCACCUCAAGACACAACACCAUCAGUACCACCAGUACCAACACCAUCAGACAAAUCACAAAAUGGAUCACCAUCAUCACCGGAUGCAACACCAGCAGAAUCAAAUAAAACUUCUGAUAAUUCAACAGAUAAAAAAUCACCAGAAUUAUCAAAUAAAAAUGAAACAACCAAUGGAACAGGAAGUGAUAAAAUGAAUAAACCAGAUGAUAAUGUAAAUGAAACAACCAAUCUUAAUGGCAUAUCUUGCACUUUUAUUAUUCUUUCUAUUGGCAUUACUUUUAUUUUAUUCUAG
Messenger RNA from Entamoeba nuttalli P19, 1098 nucleotides. RefSeq lists its product as hypothetical. The coding region runs from base 1 to 1098 and encodes 365 amino acids. The transcript has a single exon. Lineage: Eukaryota; Evosea; Mastigamoebida; Endamoebidae. The record is from RefSeq and is a predicted model, not a curated record.